CUCUGGAAGGCGGCUCUCCGUUUAAAAAGCCUGACAUGUUUAAAUCGGAAGGAUCCCGAACAGAUGAUUGAUGAUUGUCAGCGUGGAUUAUCCCUCUAGCAGGUCGUAACAGGACAAAACAGCAGGGACCGCAUAGAGAGUGAGGGACAGAGAAACGGCGUGCUGAAGGAGAGAGAGCAUAACACAGAGAUCAACUUCACAAGACAUUUAUUGUUGAAAUACAACACGGCUGAGUUGCAGGGAGGCAAGACGCUGUUCAGCGGCACACUCAAGCGAAAGAAGCGCAGGUUGAAGAAAACACGAAGGACAGAAUGAUGUGCCAUGCACACUGUUUUUAAAAGGGACCGAAGGAAUGUCUAGUUUGAAGAACAGAUAUACCUUUUUCAUUUAAGACAUCAGAUUCCCGAAAAAAGGACAUUGAAAACAUUUGACAGAAUAUAUAUUAAAACGUAAACUACGGAAUACAAUUCCCACGACAGACUGAUUGGAAAACUUAAAAACUCGAUCUCAUCGUCGUUUAACUUUACUGCUUGCCAUAUCAUUACUCUUUACAGCAAACGCUCAAAUCACCCACUGAAGAAAACUGGGGGAAACACCUUGGUCUGUCGUAUCUAGUACGACUCGCAUCAGAAGAAAACGCGAUUGCACCUUAUCACACUUUGCCUGACGGGAGGCAGCUCAACCAGAGGCUUAGGGACAAAAUGUUCACAUUUUUGGUCGCCCUUUGCCAUAUGAUAGCAGCAGCUGAAGCCGCAUACUUCUCACAGCAACCUCAGGACCAGGUCGUGGUGUCUGGCCAGUCAGUGACACUGCCCUGCAUCAUCGUUGGAUACCGUGGCAUGGUGCAGUGGACCAAAGAUGGCCUGGCUCUCGGGGGAGAGAGGGACCUGCCAGGCUGGACACGCUAUUCUCUGAUGGGCGAUGCACUCUCGGGGGAGCACAGCCUGCAGAUAGACUCCACCGAGCUUGCCGACGAUGCCAUGUACGAGUGUCAGGCCACGCAGGCGGCGCUGCGCUCUCAUCGUGCCAAACUCACUGUGCUAGUGCCCCCAUCUGACCCGGUGGUGGAGGGAGGUCCGGUCGUAAAGCUGAAAGCUCACACCCCUCACAACCUUACCUGUAGAGCUUCAGGGGCCAAACCAGCAGCAGAGAUCACCUGGUACAGAGAUGGAGAGAUCCAGGACUCUGCCAUUUACUCCAAGACGCUCAUGGAGGACGGCAAACGGGAGGUAGCGGUGAGCAUGCUCCCACUUACCCCCGAAGACAAAGACUCGGGGAGCAUUUAUACUUGCAGGGUGCUGAACCCUGCCGCCCCAGGUGGGCGGCAGACCUCGGUCACCAUCAGUGUGCAGCACCCACCUUCAGUGACUCUGUCUGCUCAGCCACAAACAGUGAUGGAGGGAGCCAAGGUCCUCUUUAUUUGCAUGGCCUCUGCCAACCCAGAGAUCACAGGUUACAGGUGGUCAAAGGGUGGCGUUCCCAUACCUGAAGCCAACAGAGACAGGCUGGAGGUGACAGUGGAUUACUCCUACUUCACAGACCCAGUAUCCUGUGAGGUGUCCAAUUCUGUGGGCAGCACCAAUGUCAGCACACUCGUUGAUGUCCAGUUUGGUCCCAGACUGCUAUCCGAGCCCAAGCCUGUGGUUGUAGACAUAGGAAUGGAUGCAGCCUUCACCUGCUCAUGGACCGGCAAUCCCCCCUUAACCCUGGCCUGGACCAAGCAGAGCUCCAGCGUGGUUCUCAGCAAUGGGAACACUCUGCAGCUGAAGGCUGUCACACAGGAAGAUGCUGGAGUCUACACCUGCAAAGCGAUUGUUCCCAGGAUUGGGGUGGCUGAGAGAGAGGUCACUCUCACUGUCAAUGGCCCCCCCAUCAUCACUGCAGAUGCCACACAGCAUGCAGUCAAGAACUCCAAGGGCAAGCUAGAAUGCCUGGUGGACAGUAGCCCCCCUCCUGACAAGAUCGUGUGGACCUUCGGGGACAUGAGCCUGGCCUCUGGUUCUUCGGGACGCUUCACUGUCCAGACAGGCGCCACAGAUAGAGGAGUCCUGUCUUCCCUCAUCCUCUCGGAGACCCUUGCACAAGACUUCCAGCUACGUUAUAAUUGCACUGCCUGGAACCACUUUGGAACAGGCACUGCAUUGGUCACCCUCAAGGAGCAAGAGGCUCUCCCUAUACUCAUCAUUGUGGGGACUUCAGUCGGGGGAGGCUGUGUCCUCCUCAUCUGUAUCAUCACCCUGGUCACCCUCUGUUGCAGAAACUCUGUAAAAAGUAAAAAGGGAACAAGGCUCUCUAAAAGUGACAUCAGAGUCCAAAUUGUGCACAGUGAUCACAAUGCAACACGGAGCAACGAUGAUGAGGAAGAUGUCAAGGAACCUAUGGCCCCAAACAGCAGUGAAUCUCCAGGUACAUCUCGAACAGAACACAGCGACCUUCUAGAAGAGGAGGAGGAUGAGCGAUCUGAGAUCAAGGAUCCCACCAAUGGCUAUUACAAUGUUCGGGCUCAUGAAGAUCGCCAUGUACGCAGUGGUUUUUCUGAAUAUGUGUCCAAUCCACGGCCUGUCUAUACUCCAUCCCAGCUGGCCUCACCUAACCCGCUGUAUGGGCAACACAGCACCCAGCCACGGAUCUAUGAUUUCUCCCAUCGCUAUGCCACCACCACGGGUGCACGCUCUACCUAUGAGCAGCAGCAGCAGCAGCAGCAGCAGCAACAGCAGCAGCAGCAACAGCAGCAGCAGCAACAGCAGCAGCAGCAACAGCAGCAGCAGGGAAUGUACCCCCCCGAGCCCCUGUAUGGCAGCUCUGCUUACCUGCCUGCCACAUACGGCCGUGCCUUUACGAGCUACGUCAAGCCCUCUGCCUAUGAGAAGGUGGAUGCCUACGAUCACUCGGAUCAAGCCAGCAAAGUGUCCAGCUCCUCGCGUUUCUCCUAUGCUUCCUCCCAGGUGUCUUCACAGCUGUCUGACUAUGGCCGCCCCUCACACCAGCGCAUGCAGACACACGUUUGACAAGCCGGGGAUGCUGCAAGGGAUAAUAAGUGAUCUAUUCAAGCAUCUUCUCUAUAGGCUACACGGACACUGCUUCUCUUUCCCGUGGAAUAGGUCUUGAAGAGGACCAUUGGCUGAAGAUUUAAGUUUUUUGGGAAUACUGUUUUUAAUUUAUUGUGUGUUAUUGUUCAAUUGGAUCUGUAUCUUCUUAUCCUCUGGAUGAAUUGGAGCUUCUGAUGAUGAAUUCCCUUCAAGUGUGCUUCACUAUUUAUUUUUUUUAAGGAUGACAAAGGCAAAGACACAAUAGUUUCAUUGAUGCCAUCUGCUUAACUGUUUAUGAUUUAUAUUGUGUAUGGGAUGGUGUAAAUUAGAAAUCUCCUCUUACCAAAUGCCCCAUGGCUUUGGGGUGAAAACGGGAUUCAAAUAUUUGCAUCUUGUGAACUUAAAUUUUUUUUUAAAAAGAAAACUCAUGAAUUUUUGUUUACAUCAGCAUGCAAAAGAAUUCUAAGCACAUUCACAUUUCAAUCCAUUAUAAAAGACUGAGCCAAACCAUGAGGUUCAACUUCAAACUGUGAAACAGGCAUAAAAGUACAGCCAAGCAUCAUUCACAUAUUUUCUGGAUGAUGAAUUCUGUAGUUUUCCUAAAAAGAUAUUUUAUGCUUUUAAGAUUAUUUCAGACAAUAGUUCUGGCCUGAUGGAUCAGUGCAGACAAUUGAAAAUAAUGGAUUUCAAAUAACGGAAAAAAGCUGAUAGCAUUAGGUUACAGCUACGAAAGAUGAAAGAUAGUCUGUAUUAAUCAUUUUUGCUUCAACGGGGGAUGAGUGACAAUGAAUAUCCAAAGAUUGUGGGAUAUGCGCAGGUGGAAAUGGCUGCCUUGCUCUAUCAUUUCUGUGCGAUUACAGUGUACAUCCUAGGCUCACUUUAAAAAUUAUGAGCAUCACCGUUCAGUAAUGUAGCUUAUUUUCAGUUUAAGGCUGUGUUCUUGUACAGAGAAGGCUUUGAAACUUGGUUGCAAUUUAGCCAAACUUUUUGAUCAUGAAGCUUGAUUACCAAUGGGAAACAGUCACAUAAGUAUCCAUCCAUCCAUCUUCCUUUUUUUUUUUUUUUCCAUCCAUCUUCCAACUGCUUAUCCUGGUGAGGGUUGCGGGACAUGAGUAUGUAGGAGCUUGAAAACGUUUACAAACCCUAUACUACCCAAAACUAGUUAAGUGUACAAAAACAUUGUCUAUCUGUUGCAUGCAGAUUUGUUCAAGUGAAAUACUUCGACAUUUUUCAUUUCCAUUGCCAAUGUGAAAGAUUACAUAUUGUAUCUUGUUGCAACUUGGAUUCAGUUCACUGGAACGGUGUACUGCCAUUUUCUCAGAACUGUCCACAAUCCACUGGGUUGGGAAAUGAAGCAAAGAGUGAAAAAUAUUGCUCGUCUUUAUUUUUAUAUUUUAUAUAAGCCUUAAUGUACAGCGUGUAAGCUGCUUUACUGUAAAUUGUAUCUUUAUAUAUACAUGAAUAUAUAUCCUAACUUGAUUUUUAAAUCUGUCCUCCAUUUGUCUUUUACUGUUUGUCCAUCAACGAAAGCAGAGAAAUGCUUUUUUGAACGCGACUAAUGGCCAUUGUUUUAUUUAAUUUUUAA
Paramormyrops kingsleyae is the source of this 4614-nucleotide messenger RNA. Its product is annotated as kin of IRRE-like protein 1. The record is from RefSeq and is a predicted model, not a curated record. Gene Ontology annotation, cellular component: cell-cell junction; plasma membrane. Lineage: Eukaryota; Metazoa; Chordata; Actinopteri; Osteoglossiformes; Mormyridae. Gene Ontology annotation, molecular function: cell adhesion molecule binding. Gene Ontology annotation, biological process: cell-cell adhesion.